AUGAAGUCAAAUGAAAGUUUGGAAGAAAAGAAAAGGCCAGCCAGUCCAGUCAAUGAAGAUGAAUCGGUGAAAAAGUUCAAAAGAGAGCCCGUUCCUGAUGGGAUGUCGCGUAACCAAUGGAAGAAACUUCAACGUCAAAAGCGUUGGGAUGAACAAAAGGAUGAAUACAGAAAAAUAAAAAGGGAUAAGAAAAAAGCAGCAAAACAAAGACGAAAGGAUCAUAUAACACAAUUAAAGGAGCAAGGUUUAACUGAACAAGAAUUAGAUGAUGCUCUCCAUUAUCACCAAUUGAAGAAGGAGAGAAAAUUACCUGAAUCUCAGACUCCUAGUGAUGCCAAGUUCAUAUUCGAUUGCUCGUUUGACGAUUUAAUGUCAGAUAAGGAAAUUGUUUCCCUAAGCAAUCAAAUCACUAGAGCAUAUUCUGCAAAGCGUCAUUGCAAAUACGAUUUACCAUUAGAUAUUGUUUCAUUUCAAGGAAAAUUAGUGGAACGUUUCGAAAAGCUGGUGGGCCAGUACAAACUAUGGAAAGGCAUAAACUUUAAUGAAGAGUCAUUAGAAUCAUUGAUCACCGAUGAAAACAAAGAUAAGUUUAUCUAUUUCACAGCAGAUACUGAUGAAGUGAUUGAGGAAUUAGAGCCUGGAAUGACAUAUAUCAUAGGAGCAAUUGUUGACAAGAAUAGGCAUAAGAAUCUCUGCAUUAAUAAGGCCAAAGAAAUGGGUUUAAGAGUUGGACGUUUGCCAAUUGACAAAUAUAUUCAAAUGAAUGGUAGGCAAGUGCUAGCGACUUCGCAUGUUUACGAAAUUUGCUGCAAAUGGUAUGAAUGUGCACAUGAUUGGGAAAAGGCAUUUAAUGAAGUUCUUCCUCCUAGGAAGGUUAAGGGUAAGUUAGAAGAAUUAAAAAAGAAAAGAGAUGAAUUUGAAGCCAAAACUAGAGGAAAUACACACUCGCCUAAUCUGUCCAGCGAUUUACAUGGACAAGAAGAGGAAGAUGAAGUUAGUGAAGUUAGUGAGUCCUAA
Lizanozyma spartinae is the source of this 1017-nucleotide messenger RNA. It is a transcript of the gene TRM10, whose product is annotated as tRNA (guanine(9)-N(1))-methyltransferase. The record is from RefSeq and is a predicted model, not a curated record. NCBI's taxonomy places the organism in Eukaryota, Fungi, Ascomycota, Pichiomycetes, Serinales, Debaryomycetaceae. Gene Ontology annotation, biological process: tRNA N1-guanine methylation. The transcript has 2 exons. Gene Ontology annotation, cellular component: nucleus. The coding region runs from base 1 to 1017 and encodes 338 amino acids. Gene Ontology annotation, molecular function: tRNA binding.